Molecule: messenger RNA, 5056 nt
Organism: Misgurnus anguillicaudatus (oriental weatherfish)
Lineage: Eukaryota; Metazoa; Chordata; Actinopteri; Cypriniformes; Cobitidae
Source: RefSeq, a predicted model, not a curated record
UUGCUUAAAACAUUGGAAUAUACAGAUCACAUACAACACCUUCCUUUAAGAAUUAAAAUAUGUAGUUAUAAUUGGAGCUUUUCUCAUUAUUAUUAUUAUGGGCGCGUACUGGUUUUAGUGCGUCACGUCACAAGCUCACAGCUGUGCUAGUGAAGCGCUCUGACACGUUGAGCUACAUGAGCGCGCGCUCAGGACAGAGGUGUACCGAACCUGCUCCUGGAAAGCUGUCUCUUCUUGUUUAUUUGGGGAAAUAGUUGAAAAUAAUGCUUUAAAAUGAAUCCACUAGAAAAGGGAAGAUAUACGAAGCGAACCGUGUUAUGUGAAUUGGGAUUCGUCUAUCUUGCGCUGAUAAGCGUGGCGUGGUGCUCCAUAUCUGACAGGAAAGCAUGUCAGGGAACCAGUAAUAAGCUUACUCUACUAGGACAACCGGAUGACCAUUACAGGACCAUAGCACGGAUGUACACUAACUGUACAGUAGUGCUAGAGAACCUGGAGAUAACUUACAUCCAAGAGUACCACGACCUCUCCUUCCUUAGGAGCAUUGAGGAAGUUGGUGGCUACGUUUUAAUAGGACUAAAUUACGUAAGUAUGAUACCUUUGGAAAACCUGCGGCUCAUUCGUGGACAUACUCUCUUUGAUAACAAAUACGCCCUAGCGGUGAUGUCAAACUAUCACAGGAACGAUUCCUCGGAGAACAGUAGCAUCACCGGCGGGUUGAGAGAGCUUCCACUGAUAAACCUCACAGAAAUUCUCAAAGGUGGAGUUAAGAUAACUCAUAAUCCUUUGCUUUGCCAUGUGGAGACUAUACAGUGGUUGGACAUUGUACAAAUCAACAAUAAUGUAAAUGUCUCAGGGGGAACAGACCCUCAAUGCAGACAGUGUGACCCAGGAUGCAACGGAUCAUGUUGGGGCCCAGGACCAGAGAGCUGCCAAACCUUGACACGGUUGAACUGUGCCGAACAGUGCUCACGGAGAUGCAAGGGUCCCAAACCCAUCGAUUGCUGUAAUGAGCAUUGUGCUGCAGGAUGCACUGGACCCAAACCAACAGAUUGUCUGGCCUGUAGAGAUUUCCAGGAUGAUGGGACGUGUAAGGAUUCAUGUCCACGUCUAAUGUUAUACAACCCAAACGCUCACCAGCUUGUUCCCAAUCCAGACGGGAAAUACAACUUUGGUGCAAGAUGUGUAAAGAGGUGCCCUUACAACUUUGUGGUGACCGAUCAUGAUGCCUGCGUUCGGACGUGCAGUGGGAACAUGCAUGAAGUGGAGGAGAACGGAAUAAGGAAGUGUAAAAAAUGUGACGGCUUGUGUCCGAAAGUCUGCAACGGUCUUGGAAUGGGAACUCUUGCUAAUGUCAUAUCAAUCAACGCGUCUAACAUCGAUUCUUUUAUUAACUGCACUAAAAUAAACGGGCAUAUUACAAUAAUGCAGACGACAUUUCGAGGGGACCCUUUUACAAACACUCCAAGCAUGGACCCGGAAAAACUGGACUAUUUUAAGACAGUAAAGGAAAUUUCAGGGUUUCUGCUAAUCCAGGAUUGGCCAGAAGACUUUAAUUCACUCAGUCCCUUUGAAAACCUGGAAAUUAUCAGAGGAAGAACCAAACAGCAUGGCACUGUCAGUUUUGCCGCCCUGAAUAUUUCUCACCUUAAACAUCUCGGCCUGCACUACCUGAAGGAAAUCAGCGAUGGAGACGUGGUCAUUAAGAACAACCGCAACCUGUGUUACAUGGACGGCAGCUACUGGCAGAAGUUGUUUCGAUCGGAGAAACAGCACAUACGAAUGGACAACAAUGCACCCAUUGACAGCUGUGUGAAGCAGAAUCGGACCUGUGACAGUAUGUGUGGAGAUGAAGGCUGUUGGGGCCCGGGGCCGUCUAUGUGCGUAUCCUGCCAGCAUGUGAGCCGUGGAGGGCGCUGUGUCAGUCAAUGCAACCUGUUAGAUGGAUCACCACGUGAGUUCAGGUCAGAAAACGUCUGUUUGGAAUGUGACCCGGAAUGCAAGGUUCUGAAUGAGACCCAAACCUGCUAUGGACCGGGAGCUGAUAAAUGUUCUGAGUGUGCUCACUUUAAAGAUGGUCCGCACUGCGUUGCUCGCUGCACACAAGGUGUGCCCGGCGUUAAUGGCCAACUUGUGUGGACGUACCCAGACAAAAACAGACAGUGCCAGCCAUGUCACGCCAACUGCACCCAGGGGUGCAGUGGACCCGGACUGGAAGGUUGUGAACCUAAAGGCUCUAAUGUGCCUGUCAUAGUGGCUGGUAUUGUCGGUGGCAUGUUGCUGAUCAUGGUCCUUCUGCUCUUCAUUUUCAUCAUCAUCCGUCGACGGCACAUCACACGGAAGAGGACCCUACGACGUCUCCUGCAGGAGAGAGAGCUGGUCGAACCUCUCACUCCAAGCGGUGAAGCCCCCAACCAGGCACUUCUGCGCAUCCUUAAAGAAACAGAAUUUAGGAAAAUAAAAGUGCUUGGAUCUGGAGCAUUUGGCACUGUUUAUAAGGGCUUAUGGGUUCCAGAAGGAGAAGAUGUGAAAAUUCCUGUUGCUAUUAAAGUUUUAAGAGAAGUAACAUCUCCAAAGGCCAACAAAGAGAUCUUAGACGAGGCUUAUGUAAUGGCCAGUGUUGAUCACCCUCAUGUCUGCCGUCUAUUGGGAAUCUGUCUUACCUCCAGCAUCCAGCUCAUAACUCAGAUUAUGCCUUUCGGAUGCCUGUUGGAUCAUGUUCAGGAGAACAGGGACAAUAUUGGCUCACAGAUGCUGUUAAACUGGUGCGUUCAGAUCGCUAAGGGAAUGAACUACUUGGAAGAAUGUCGCCUGGUCCAUCGUGAUUUAGCAGCCAGGAAUGUGCUGGUUAAGACUCCUAACCAUGUAAAGAUCACUGACUUCGGCCUGGCCAGACUACUGGGUGCAGAUCAGAAAGAGUAUCACGCUGAUGGAGGGAAAGUGCCUAUAAAGUGGAUGGCACUCGAGUCUAUACUUCACUGGAAAUAUACUCAUCAAAGUGAUGUUUGGAGUUACGGUGUCACCAUUUGGGAGUUGAUGACAUUUGGAUCCAAACCUUAUGAUGGGAUUCCAGCCAGUGAGAUUGCAGAUAUUCUGGAGAAAGGAGAGCGCUUACCACAACCUGCCAUCUGCACUAUAGAUGUGUACAUGAUCAUGGUCAAAUGUUGGAUGAUUGACGCUGACUGCAGACCUCACUUUUGUGAACUUGUGACAGAGUUCUCAAAAAUGGCUCGAGAUCCCUCUCGUUACCUUGUCAUUCAGGGCGAUGAGAACAUGCAUCAGCCGAGCCCAACAGAUUCAUCGUUUUACAGGUCUCUGAUCAGUUCAGAAGACAUGACCAGUGUGGUUGACGCAGAGGAAUACCUGCAACCCAACAAGAGAUUCUUCAGUGGAUCACAAAGGUCACAAUCUCACUAUCACAACACUCCGGAUGAUUAUAAAAACAGCCUGGUUAUGCGUUACAUAACGGACCCAACACAAAAAGACCUCAUGUUGCCAGAAUAUGUGAACCAGGACGUUCCCACUCCAAGCACCAUGGUGAACCCAAACUACGAGUGCCUGGCCCACAUACAGACAGAGAACGGUUACACAGGCGCCAACGGGACCAAACCCGAGGGUCCCGAGUAUUUGAACACGGCCUGCUCCACUUUACCAAGCUCCUCAUGUGCCAAUCUGGAUAACCAGGACUACCAGCAGAGCCUUCUGCCAACUUCUCCAUCUGACGUUCGGUUCCUUCCUGCAACGGAAACCCUGCAGUACCUCGGACUCGGCACAGCGAUGCAGUCUCAUCUACCGUGAGGACGGAUCUGAAUUCAUGUGUCGUUGUGAGAACGUCGCUCCAGACACGCUUGAAGGCAUCUGCUGUGAUGUGUUUGUUCUUGAUAAAGAGGUAUGUUUGAUUAGACAUUAAGCUGUGAGUAACGUGUUGAAUGUCAAGCCAGAAAACAUUUCAGUAUUUUCACCGAAUGAAUGGAAUAUGUAAUAGUGAUGGAUAGUUUCGGUCUUUGGGCCAGAUUUACUAAACAGGGCCAAUCAGCGUGAGACCACAAUUUCAAAAAUGUGCCAAUGGGUUCCCCCCACGUUUCGCCUCUGCCCAUUUUUUGUUAUCCGAGAGUGACACACGAUGAGGUGCUGCCAAGUUGGCGACGACUGGCUCCACCCACUUUGAGCUUCAAAAAUGCUCUUUAGGCCCUUUCCCAAAUGGCACACUCCGUACUUGUGGAUUUUCUCAGAGUCCAUACUUUGAUGACAUCAUCUGGUACAGACCUUAGGGCAGGGGUCCCCAAACUUGUUCCUGGAGGGCCAGUGUUCGUGCAGGAGGGCCAGUGCAGGAUUGUUGACCCUUAACACGAGUCCACGAGAGCACACCGGAGCCGUAUUUUGGGACUCGAGUGUCACGCCGGAAAUAGGAAGAGAAGUGGUAAACUCCUCCCAUCCGUUGUCUGAUUGCUCUUUCGCAAGGACUUCUGGGUUUCGGACUUCGGCGAAGUAGAAAUGACAGAUGGGACUCCCUACGGAUUAUGCGAGCACAUGCAAUUUAAGGCCACAAGACCGAAAGUCCACAUGAAGUGCGCCAUUUAGGACAGGACCAUAGAAACCUACAGGUUAUGUCACGGACACUACGUCCCUGUUUUAUACAGUCUAUCAGUGAUGCGCGGGUUGAUCCAAAAUGAGCGCGUGUCUGCGGUCACCCACGGUUACAAGUCAUCCAAAAAUAUUUUGAAUGAUAUUUGGGUCGCAGUUGGUCAGGUUGUUUGAUGCCAAUUAACUAUUUUAAAGAAUUACUACUUUUAAAAAGGGCUGGGUAUUGGCAAGGGCCUCACGAUACGAUACGUUGCAUGUUGCGAUACAUUAACUCAUUUACCGUCAGCCUUUUUGAGAAAAGUUGCCCACCUGCAUUUUUGUGAUUUUAACAAAAGUUUCACAAAAUACCUUGCAGGAAAAACUAUCUUCUAUAAAUAUAUAAACAUACAAAAUAUAUCAAAUUAAAGAACACACCCUCUGCUUUCAAACAAACAAUAAACAAACAAACAAAAUGGGGAAAAAACGUUUCAUUAUA